Messenger RNA from Penicillium alfredii, 936 nucleotides. RefSeq lists its product as uncharacterized. Lineage: Eukaryota; Fungi; Ascomycota; Eurotiomycetes; Eurotiales; Aspergillaceae. The transcript has 4 exons. Gene Ontology annotation, molecular function: metallopeptidase activity. The record is from RefSeq and is a predicted model, not a curated record. Bases 1 to 936 code for a protein of 311 amino acids.
AUGUUUCUUGGAUUCAUUCAAGGGCACAGUCUUCUCAAACAGGACCAGAGCAAGUAUGCCAUGAACCAAUGGGGCAUUACAUGGGACCCAAGCUGCCGAGAUCUCAACCCGACGAACAAGAAGGAGACAAAACAAGAUUUCGUCAAGCGAGCAUGGGCUGGCGCGAUGGAGCUGAGGCCGCUGUCACCGAAGGCUCAGGAGGAAAUCAACAAGGAGGACCCGGCGUAUGUCCAAUUCUUCGCACUUGACUGGUCCAAAGAAGGCGUGGGACGCAUUCAAUCUGUGUUGAAGCAUUUAGCUCUCCGAGCCAAUGCAGACCCAGGAACCAAGCGCCGCCCUUCAGAACUCAGAAGCACCAUCGACAUCAAUUGCAAAGACAAGUGGAUGGAAGAUGACAAGGAUGAAUGUCACAAAACUUUGGCUUUCCUCGAGAACCAGACGGACCCGGACGAUGAUACGGAGUGGGCCAAUUCAAUCUUGAAUUUCUGUCCCGACAUUUGGUCGCUCCCUCGAUACGAUCGGCUCAAAACCGCGGCGCAAGUGAACGAAGCUUAUGAACAGGGCGUGUCAGCAGCCGACUAUAUGCUCGUCCGGCGGAACAUGUACCAGGAUCCAUCUUGGUAUGGUACAGAUGCCACUACGGUUGCUCCUGAGUCGACUCAUGUCUUCUGGAUUGGUUCCACAAACGAAGAAAACGAACGAGAUAUCUGUUACGACGUCGAUGAAAUACGUGGACUGCAGAAAUGUGCAGAAAUGGCCUGGCGCAAAGGCCACCCGAUUCCCGAUAACCAUCGGGUUACAUGGAACGCCCCUUCCUAUCAGAACUAUCUGGAAUAUGGCCGCUUUGUGGAGCUGAUGGAGAAAGAUCUCUGGCCUAAGAAACUCAAGCCUGUGAUGUUGCCGGUUCGUUACCGACAGCAAGGUUGUUGCGGAUGA